ACUGCACGCCGGCAUAUCAAGUCUCUCCUCGAUUAGCAACUGCAACGCAAUUAACAUAUGAUGCAAACAUAGCAGUCUCAGCAGUUUCAGAAAACCAAUUGACCAGAUACCCUUUGGCAGGGGCUGACCGAAGAGCACCGACACCAUGGGCUCCCGACUGCCUCAAAAGCGGAUAGCGAAAUUUUUCGACGAGCUCACAAAAAGGGAGAGACUAGGCAAAUAUAAACUCGAAGACAAGACCCUUGAUCCAACCAAGAUAGCAACAUGGGAAUUGGUUCGGCGUCCGCCAGUCCCCACGGACACUGUCAUUCAGGGCAAAGUCCGUCAUCCGCUGUCGAAAGCGUAUAGAGAGUUUCAGAGGCAAGAAGGUGCCAGGUUAAGAAAGGCAUUGAAUCGGAUAACACAUGGCAAGAAUAUUUUUGUGUACAACAAUAUACGAACGAACCAAGUGGUUUAUUCAUUGACGCGGUAUCUCGAGGAAAAGAGUGUUCUGUCGCAAAUGGUAUACCACGGCAAGAAAACAGUUCCAGCCAGCCUACGAAAAGACAUGUGGGUGCCAUACUAUUCCGUGCACUUCGACAACGCCAAAGUCGGAUUACGAGCAUAUCACCUCCUCCGCGAAUUCUCAUUGCAGAGACAGCUCGCCCCUCCCAAAGAGAUGAUCACCAUGGGCGAAAAAUGGCUUGAACAGAAGAGACCACGAGAUCAAUUAGAAGCUAAAAAAUUCGACGAAGAGCACGAGAAACUCGUGGGAAAAAUUCUGCCAAAGAAGGAAAGGGCCCGUAUUCUGAUGGAUCAGAAAGCGACUAGUGUCGCUGACAUUGCAGCUGUUCUUGCUAUUCAGGAGGAGGAGUUGAAGAAUGGCUUUGGUUCGGAGCAUCGCAAGGAACUCGGACGCAGGGCUCUGCAGCGUAUCCGACUGACCAGAAAAGCGGAGCGAAAGACUGCAUUCGAAGCAGCGCAACGGGUCGAAGGAUUUGAGAGUCAACUUCAGUCUCAGGCCCCGCUCGAAAUUGAAGAUGAGUUCGAUGAACCCCCUAGCAAUAGUGAAUAUGCCGUGGAACCGGAGCAGGUGAAGAUUCUCUGGAACGAUAUUCACGACGCUCAUUAUGCUACUUCAUGGCCCGAACGUGUUCAUCACGGUCACUUGGAGCGAACUCCGGACCAUGUCAUGCCUGGCCAGAAACGGAUCGUGAGUGAGGAAGAUGCUGACGAUAUCCUUGCCCACGACGCUUUCGCUGAAGCGGCACCAUUGAAGCUCUAGAAUGGCUGCUUUGUAUUCUUACGAGGUCGUCCUCCUUUCCAUGAGGUCCUGGGAUCGUGUUACAGUUAUUAGUACUUAUUACAAAUGUAUACUACGCUUCUCUUUCAAAUGUCAUUACUAUUUACUUGGAAAUUGCCCACCUGUACUUUCUCAGUCUUGGUCAUUCAAUUUGUUAAAUAUUGCGCUGCUUGGCUCAAGACCUCUAUACAGCAUAAAGAAUCAUUUUAAAGUACAUACAUGCCAGCGCGUAAAGUUGAAAAUAGUAGAAUGAAACAGAAGAGGCCUGGAAUGCAGUCAACACUCAUAACACCGAAAGUCUAACCAUACAGAUAUCAAUUGGGUGAUGUUGCAAAUCAAGCAGCAGCAGAACUUGCUCCAAGUUAGAAGAUCGCAUAAACGAAGUAGACGACGGACGUGCUGCCUGCAGAGAAAAUAUUCCAACUGCGUUGUCGGUCGUAUCUAUACGUGAAUCUCGACAUUAUCGAAUCCAUCAUCACUUUGAUGGCUUCCCGCUCUAGGGAUUGGUCACUUCUUCGAGUUUCGGUGGAGUGCUAAUGUCCCGGCUCGUUGAUUUGUGUAUGUCUUCUCCAUGUUUCGUGUCAGACCCAGCAUCAACUGAAGCAGAAUCCGCAUUUUCGAGUCUUCUUUUGGCGCCUUCAACUAUCUUAUCAGCUUCACUUAUCCCACCCUUAACCUGAGACAAAGGAUCUCCUUCGACUCCAAUCGGUUCUGAACGUCGCUCAACGACAUCUCGGAUUAUAUUCGCGUCAAAUCGAACCACCAUACACGUCAGGUUAUCGGUACUAAAUCGUGAUAAGGCAUGGUCAACGAGCAUUUUUGAGCACUCUUGAGCAUCCUUGACGUUGCGUAUUAAGUCAACCG
Messenger RNA from Talaromyces stipitatus ATCC 10500, 2146 nucleotides. RefSeq lists its product as uncharacterized. The transcript is spliced from 2 exons. Gene Ontology annotation, molecular function: single-stranded DNA binding; structural constituent of ribosome; DNA strand exchange activity. Gene Ontology annotation, biological process: positive regulation of mitochondrial DNA replication; DNA recombination. Gene Ontology annotation, cellular component: nucleus; mitochondrial large ribosomal subunit. The record is from RefSeq and is a predicted model, not a curated record. Bases 146 to 1264 code for a protein of 372 amino acids. NCBI's taxonomy places the organism in Eukaryota, Fungi, Ascomycota, Eurotiomycetes, Eurotiales, Trichocomaceae.